GGGCAGCCCACGCACCCUCCAGCUCACGCUGGCUCUGAUGAAGCCUGAUGCCGUGGCCCACCCCCUGAUCCUGGAGAGUGUGUUGCGGCCUCCAGAUACCCCCUUGUAUCCCCCUUGGAACCGGCCUGGAGGAGGUGUGGCCCUCUUCCCUCCCCCUAACUCGGCCCCGGCCACCGGGGUGACGGUGGGCCCGGACCCGUGCAGGCCGUCCGCGACCAGAUCCUGAAGCACGGCUUCCUCAUCGUGCGGGCCAGGGAGCUGCUGUGGGCCAGGGAAGACUGCCGGGCCUUCUACCGGGAGCAUGCAGGGCGUUUCUUCUACCAGCGGCUGGUGGAGUUCAUGUCCAGCGGGCCGAUGCGGGCCUGCAUCCUGGCCCGCGUGGAUGCCGUCCGGCAAUGGAGAGCGCUCCUGGGCCCCACCAAGGUGUUUCGAGCCAGACACGAGGCCCCGGACUCGAUCCGCGGAAGCUACGGCCUCACCGACACCCGCAACACCGUCCACGGCUCCGAGAGAUGGCUGCCUUCUUUCCGGACUUCAGCCCCCAGCGCUGGUACCGCGAGGAGGAGCCGCACCUGCGCCGGGGCCCCACGCGCUACGACGAGCAGGAGGGCAUCCACCGCCUGGAUCCGGGCGGGCCCGGCGCCGGGCCAGCGUGACCCAGGAGGCCUCGGCCCGGCCUCAGCCCCGCCCUAGCCCCGGUGGUUGGCAGGAGGGCCGGGGCCCCACGCGCCCCGGCGAGCAGGAGGGCACCUGCUGCCGGGACCCAGCAGGCCUGACCCCGGCCCGGCCUGGCCGAGGGGGCCUCAGGCUGACCCUGGCCCCGGUGCUCGUCAGGGGAGCCGGGGCCCCACGAGCUGUGAUGAACAGAAGGGCGUCUUCUCCCUGGACCUGGGCAGGCCCAGCUCCGGCCCAGCCUGACCAAGGAGGCCGCGCAGCCCCCACGGCUCAGCUCCGGCCCCGGUAGUCGACGGGGGGACUGGACCCGGUCCUGCCACGGAGUCCAGCCCAGGGCCUUGUCACUUGGACGCGCUGGCAGCCGCGGCUCUCCCAGCUCCCCGGGCCCCGGGGUUUUAUGCCCCGCUGUUUGCGGUGGCCCUCGUUCACCCCCGUGUCCUCUGCAGGUGGCACCGGUGGCCUGUUCCCUCCCCAGGCUGAGCUAGUCUGGCUCCCAAGGCUGCCCUAGUCUGACUUGAGAUCAGUGACCCCAUCCCCGCGAACACUCAGCGGGGUAGUGUGCCGGCCUCAUCCAGGCUGUGGGUGGGGAAGGGUCCAACCUGGCCUUCAGACCCCCUGCCCCUGGCUGUGGGAGGGCAAGGGUCCGACCUGGCUCCCCGGGCUGCCGACGACUCCUCCGCUUAAUAAAGCCUUGGUUUUUGAGUG
Tachyglossus aculeatus (Australian echidna) is the source of this 1380-nucleotide messenger RNA. RefSeq names its product NME/NM23 nucleoside diphosphate kinase 6 (gene NME6). Gene Ontology annotation, biological process: CTP biosynthetic process; UTP biosynthetic process; GTP biosynthetic process. Lineage: Eukaryota; Metazoa; Chordata; Mammalia; Monotremata; Tachyglossidae. The record is from RefSeq and is a predicted model, not a curated record. The coding region runs from base 302 to 964 and encodes 220 amino acids. The transcript is spliced from 5 exons. Gene Ontology annotation, molecular function: nucleoside diphosphate kinase activity.